Messenger RNA from Prorocentrum cordatum, 2134 nucleotides. NCBI's taxonomy places the organism in Eukaryota, Dinophyceae, Prorocentrales, Prorocentraceae. The record is from the annotation of a GenBank genome assembly.
GCCAGUGGCCUCGCUCGUUGUGUUCCAGUGCCGCUCUCGGGCGCGCUCGAUGGCGAACGUGUGAUGUUGUUGGGCAAGACGGCCUGGCCUCGUCGAUGUUCGAUUUGUGCGCCGCCUGGCCAGUCUGACUAUGACCGUCUGGGUGCCCACGAGUCCCGACUUGAAGAAAUGUGGUCGUUCGAGUGGCUCCCUCUCUUCCUUCACCAGCCUCUCUAGCCAUUUUUUGGCUCAGGGUCGACUGAUACCAUACAAUCUGCUUGUUAUACGUUCUCUUGAGGGCGCGCGAGGUUCCAGUCCACUUGCCGCCUCAGCCCAUACAAACCAGAACUCAAGUUCGGCUGCGAAGCCGGGCCUCCGCCGACCGUCUUCGGACUCCGCACCGCAAAUGGCGUCGGCGAUCGCCAGUGCUUUCUCCGUCGACGAGCGCCCGUUCUCGACGCCGGGCCACGGCGCGGGGCUCGGCGCGCAGGUCGGCGGCGGCCUCCGGCGCGCGCAGUCGGCGCCCGUGCUGUCCCGGGGGCCCGCGGUGGCGUGCCGCACCGGCUGCCCCGCCCUCGCGUGGGCGGACAUGCUGGAGCUCGACGCCCCGGCCCCGCUCUCCGACGACUCGUCCACGGCCUCGAGCGAGGACGUCCUCUCGGCCAGCCUGGCCCUGCUCGACGAGGGCGGGGCCUCCCCGGCCGGGUCGCGCGGGCUCUCGCCGGCGGCUGCCUGCACGCCGCUGGGGCUGCUCUUCCAGGUGCCGUACACGCUGCCGCUCAAGGCGCCAGCAGCUUCCGAUCGGGCUGUCGGUUGCACCCGCACGAGCCUCAGCGCAAAGGCGAGGCCGUUCGUCGCCGCAGGCGUGACCGCGGCCGAGACGUUGUUGCAGCGGAGCCCUUGCACCUGGGCGGUCGGUCGCGACGGCGAGUGGCCAUUGAAAGUGCGGCCGAAAAACGACGCUUGCAACGCGCCAGUGACGCGCACAACCGUGAUGAUGCGGAACGUGCCUUACAUGUGGACGCGCGAGAAGUUGCUUGCGCUGCUGGACUCGAAGGGCUUCGCGAAAAAGUACGACUUUGUUUACGUCCCGAUCGAUUUCGAGACCACUCACACCCGCGGCUACUGUUUUGUGAACCUGACCAGCCCAAGUCACGUGGAACCUUUCUUCGAGACGUUCGGCGGUUUCUGCGACUGGCAGUGUGAGGCUUGCAGGAAGGAGUGCCAGGUUUGCUGGAGCGAAACACAGACAUUACACUCCAACAUCCUCCGUUACAAGGACAGUAACGUCAUGAGCCCAUCAGUACCCGAUGCAUACAAGCCGAUCAUAUUGAAGGAUGGCGUGCGCAUUCCGUUUCCGCAGCCCGCCCGAGAGUGCCGCGAGUUUGGCAAGAGUUCUGGAACCAUAAAGGGUUUGCGAAUGACGACGAGAACCGCGUUCUCUGCAGCAAGGGGCCGCUGCAUGUGAGCGCAGAGGCCGUCUCCAUCCCAAGUGUCCCGUCCCGUUCUGCCGUUUUUGCCUUCUCGUCGGCGUCUGGUAGUUCAUCAUCGUCCUUGUCUUUCUCUUUGUUUUCCGAUUAUUGCACGUCCCUGAAACUUGGCCCGCUUGGCGCAGAGGGAGCAAGCCACUUAAGCGGCUUGGAUGGCGCCGUGCUCUCUUCGGCCGCGACACCACCAGGAAGUUUUUUAGUGCAGUUUGGCUUCUGAGUUUGCUUCGGCUGAGUCCUGUUACAGCCUGCCCCAGAUUUGGGACACUCAUAGGCUCGAAUGGACCGACUGGACCGGCAAGCGGUAUUAGAGUCUCGCCACCGGCGAACGCCAGGCGGUUACUGCUUGCGGGUCCAAGGUCUUUGUGCUUGAAUCCUGUCGCCUCAAGGCCACAGUGCAACACCAGAGACCUGGUGAGUUGAGUUGCUAGAUGUAGGAGAGCGCGCCAGGCGGUGAGUCUUCCGCGCUCCUUUGCGAUGCUUGAUCGCGGCCCGAACGGCCAAGGCAUGCCGCCGCCUGACGAGGUUGGCUCGCGGGCGCCGGUUGUGGGUUUGCGCGCUCGACCACCACCAAGUCGAUGUGUGCUUGCCACCAGGAGUAGAGUCAUCUUCCUUCCGACCAGACACAUAUGUUACGUCGCAUGUUCGGGGGACCUCGUCUGUUCCCG